CAUGAGCUUAGUAUGGUGAAGCACCACUGUACAGAUAAGUUUGUGGUUCUUUAACGUUGUGUUUUCGUAAACGUUCAGAGGCGUAGAUAGUGAUUUUAAAAUGUGGAAGUAAUUCAUUAAUCGAUUGAAUGAAACGUAAUGUUGAAUUAGUGUAAAUAAUUGAAGGUAUCAUCAAUUUAUGUUGUGAACGUUAUCGAUCCAUAAAUCCGCGUCAUCGAGACGGAAUAAUGGCAGAAGAAGGGAAGAAAAUCUCCUUCGGAUUCGCGAAAUCAAUUAAAAAGCCCGUGUUGAAAACUAAUGUUCCUCAAGAAACGAAGAAAGUCGAUUACAUAGAGUGUUUAGACGAGAAAGCUAUCAAAGUAAUAGGCGAAGAAGAUAAAAAAGAUGAACCUUUGGUCAUACCAUUAUUGGGUUCUAAAACAUGGCACGAUAGAAUUCUUAAUAAAAUUGAUGCAGAUAUUUUUGAGCCCAAGGUAACAAAGGAAGAAGUAGUAAAAAUCAAACAGGAAGACACGUCAGAGCUGACUAAUGGCAAUGCAAUGCCAAAAGAUAUUGUUAAGAUAAAAGAGGAACCAUUAGACGAGGAGGAAAAGAAAGUCAUUACCUUGGAGGAACAGGCUGCUAAAGAGAUCAUUGCGGAUCUGAAAUCUAACGAGAAACAAGAGACUCAGAUACAGGCACUGACUUUGCCAAUAGUGGAUGAGCAGUCUCUCAGAGGCCAACAACAGUCAACAUUAGAGGACUAUGAAAAAAUUCCUGUGGAUGCUUUUGGACUAGCAAUGUUAAGGGGAAUGGGAUGGCAACCUGGCAAAGGAAUUGGUAAAAAUGAAAAAGUUGUAUCUGCUGCGAUACCAGAAUUGCGUCCUAAAGGUAUGGGACUGGGUGCAGACAAAGUAACGUUGCAAAAGAAAAGUACAGAUACUAAGAAACAAGAAGAAGAACUGAAAAUUGAGAAGGGCACAUUCGUGAAAAUCAUUGCUGGCAAGCAAAGUAAUAAUUACGGUCAGAUAGAAGGAUUCGACGACGAUGCUGGAAGACUUAUAAUAAAACUGGCUCUUGGAGGGAACAUCAUAUCCGUGAAUGAGUUCAUGGUGCAACCAGUAACAAAGUCGGAGUAUUCGAAGAAUGCGAAAGUUCUAACAUUCCGUUUGGCGCUAGUACAGCUCGCUGUCGGUGAAAAUAAAUCGGCGAACAUAGCAGGGGCAGUUUCUUUCAUCGAACUUGCGAAACAACAAAAGGCCGAUAUUGUUGCAUUGCCUGAAUGCUUCAAUUCACCGUAUGGAACAUCACAUUUCGCAAAAUACGCGGAGAGCAUUCCAGACGGUGAAACGAGCGUUGCAUUAUCGGAAGCAGCCAAGAAGAACAAUGUUUAUGUUAUCGGUGGCACUAUACCUGAAAGAGAAACCAAUAAAUUAUUUAAUACCUGUACCAUUUGGGCUCCUGAUGGGACUUUGGUUGGAAAACACAGGAAGAUGCAUUUAUUCGACAUCGAUAUCCCGGGAAAAAUGACUUUUCGCGAGAGCGAUUCCCUCAGUCCCGGAAACUCAUUAACAACAUUCGAGAUGAAGGGCUGUAAAAUAGGCAUUGGCAUUUGCUAUGACAUAAGAUUCGAGGAGAUGGCACGUCUCUACAGGAAUGAAGGUUGCCACAUGCUGAUAUAUCCGGCGGCAUUCAAUAUGACCACCGGUCCACUGCACUGGUCGUUGCUGCAACGUUCCAGAGCAAAUGACAAUCAAUUAUACGUCGCUUGCGUAUCGCCGGCCCGCGGUUCUCCUCCUGGUUAUGUCGCAUGGGGCCAUACUCAACUGACCAACCCGUGGGGAGAAAUUCUUCACGAGCUGGACGCUGCCGAGGACAUGGUUGUCGCCGACAUAGACCUGAACAUCGUAAAUGAAGUGAGAGCUCAAAUCCCGACGUUCUCUCAGAGACGCACCGAGUUGUACGAUACUGUUUGGAAAAAGGACUGAAACAAUAUCGUGCCAGAACAUUGAACGUACCCUAAAACUGCUACGUUGGACCUGAAGAUUUUCUGCAUUUAGUGUACAUGUAAUGUCAAAUAAAUCGCAUGUAUAUGCAACGACGAUAAUGAAAAA
Messenger RNA from Megalopta genalis, 2093 nucleotides. The record is from RefSeq and is a predicted model, not a curated record. Lineage: Eukaryota; Metazoa; Arthropoda; Insecta; Hymenoptera; Halictidae.